Messenger RNA from Pygocentrus nattereri (red-bellied piranha), 13597 nucleotides. It is a transcript of the gene frem2b, whose product is annotated as FRAS1 related extracellular matrix 2b. NCBI's taxonomy places the organism in Eukaryota, Metazoa, Chordata, Actinopteri, Characiformes, Serrasalmidae. Gene Ontology annotation, molecular function: calcium ion binding. The transcript is spliced from 24 exons. Gene Ontology annotation, cellular component: membrane. Gene Ontology annotation, biological process: homophilic cell-cell adhesion; cell communication. The coding region runs from base 71 to 9427 and encodes 3118 amino acids. The record is from RefSeq and is a predicted model, not a curated record.
GUGGGGCAGCUUUCAGCAGCGCGCCGCGUUUCCUCUCUAACUUUCACCACUCGUUUUCGCCGAGCUGUGGAUGUUUCCUCCUGCCUGCGAGAUGCGGCUCUCCGGCGGCUCCUGCUUCAUCUGCUUCUUUGUGCUCGUACUGACGCUGACUGAUGGCUCCUCAGCGCAGCUUUUUGACAGCUUUGGACUGAGCUAUGGCUUGAGAUCGGAGCUGUCUGAGGAUGCCAUACUCGUGGCUAACAAUGGAAUACGGGUCCCUUUCGGCAGGUCAGUUUUUGUUGAUCCUGUUAACGAUUUGGUCAUCCAGGUCCAGCCCGGAGACAAGUGCACCUUAACAGUUCUGGAUAAUGACCCUCUGUCACAGAGACCGGGGCAGCUGUCUCCUAAAAAGUUCCCCUGCGAGUUUGGCCCAAACGACGUGAAGUACUCGCACUUCGGGUCCAGGAGUCCGUCCAGAGACAGAGUGAGGCUACAACUUAGGUACGACACACAGAGCCACACUGUGAUCAUACCGUUCAUGAUGGAGGUGGAGGUGAUCUUCACUCAGCUGGAGAUUCUGACCAAAAACAUGCCCCUCGCUGUGGAAAAGCUGCUUGGGAUAAGUAAUCCUAUCGAUAGGAAAAUUCUUGAGUUCAUGUAUGAUAGGAAUACAUAUCAGUGCAAAAUAACGUCUCUUGCCAGUGUCAGUGCUUUGCCCAGGUAUGGGAAGCUCAUUGAUGAAGGUAAACUAAGCAAAAUGAUUGACUGUGAUGAAUUUGUCAGGCUAAACGUUCGCUACCAGCACACUUUUGCCCACCGCUCACCGAACCGAGACUAUAUUCCAAUGUACGUUGAACUACAAGACAAGGAAAGUAAUGUCAUAAAACAGGAGUUUUUCCAAAUUAUGGUGCGCAUUAAAGAGGGGGAAGAAAAUACUGCCCCCAAACCCAGCUUUGUGGCGAUGAUGAUGAUGGAAGUUGAUCAGUUUGUGAUGACCGCUAUAACUCCAGACAUGCUCGCUGCUGAGGAUGUUGAAUCCCCACCUGAUGACUUAAUCUUUAACAUUACCUCUCCUCUGUCUUUUGAGGAGGGCUACAUUGUGAGCACAGAUGACAGGAAUUUGCCCAUCACAUCCUUCUAUCAGGGAGAUCUGAAGGAUCUCAAAAUAGCAUACAAGCCUCCAUCUGUGGAUUCGGACAGUGAGAGAAUUUUCCAAAUUGAGUUUGUGGUUGUAGACACAGAGGGAGCCGUCUCUGACCCUUUCGCUUUCAUGAUUGUGGUUAAGCCCAUGAACACGUUGGCUCCGGUUGUGACUCGAAAUACAGGGCAGCUGUUGUAUGAGGGCCAGUCUCGACCGCUGUCCAGUUUGCAGAACCUGCAGAUUAGUGAUGAGGACAAUUUAGAUGAUGUGAAAGUUACAGUGAUAGAUGGGCUGAGGCAUGGGGAGCUCACCGUGCUGGGCUCCAGGAGAAAAUUCUUCACACCGGCAGAUCUUGACCUUGGCUCUGUCAUCUACCAGCACGACGGCAGCGAUACGUACAGUGACAACAUCAUAUUCCGCAUGACAGAUGGCAGACAUGAAGUAGAGUUCCUUUUCCCCAUAACUGUGGUGCCAACUGAUGAUGAGCCACCUAUUAUCAAUGCCAACACAGGUUUAGUGCUGUUUAAAAACCAGAUCAUGCCUAUUUCUGCUUUAAUGCUCAGUGCCGCUGAUAUUGACUCUGAAGACUCGACCAUCAAAUUUAUUAUGGAGCCUCCUUUCUCAACUAUAGGGGAGGUACUACUCCGUCAGUCUGAUGCUCCAGAAGAUCCAUCCACAUGGAGGUUCAAUUCUGAAGAUGAAAUGUAUGAGAAGGCAGUGACAGAGUGGCUCCAACAAGAAAUUACAGAUGGGAAGCUGUUUUAUAGGCACAUUGGGCCUCACAACACUGAAGCCGUUAUGGAUCAGUUUGUCUUCCGAGUACAAGAUGAUAACGACCCACCAAAUCAGUCAGGGGAGAACUCUUUUAUUAUUAAAAUUCUCCCUAUCGAUGACCUCCCACCUGAGCUUUAUCCUGGCACCACCUUACAGCUGACUGUACAUGAGUACCAGCUCACAUACUUUCGCAAGAAAUUCCUACGUUACACUGAUUUGGACUCCGAAGACAGGGAUUUAAAAUACAUCAUCACUCAGCCACCAACAGACACAGAUACCAACAGCCCUGGGAUCCUUGGAACCAUUGUUUUGACAGAGAGUCCAAAUACGGAGGUCACGGAGUUCACACAAGCACAGAUAAACCACCAUAAGAUAGCAUACAAGCCUCCCGAUCUGGAGCUGGGAAUAACUCCGCAUGUAGUGCAGUUCCAGUACACAGUUGAAGAUACAGCAGGAAACAGUGUGGAUGGAACAUUCACCAUUUUCCUGCAGCCUGUCGACAACAAGCCCCCCCAAAUAACCAACACUGGCUUCACUGUGUUGGAGAGGGGAACUCAUGUCAUCAGACACUCCGAGCUUCAUACCACAGACCCCGACACGGAUAGCAAAAGGAUAUCCUUCACGCUCAUCCAGCCUCCUACGCAUGGUCAGCUUCAAUACACGUUUACCAUCCUCACUAAAGGGGAUUUGUUCAAUCUGGAUGAUAUUUUCAAUGGCAGGAUCUCCUACGUUCACAAUGGAGAUGAGUCAACCAGUGACUUCUUUCAACUUGAUGUAAGUGAUGGGAUCCAUGUUGUCACAAUCACCAUUAGGAUAACUGUGAAGCCCGUUGAUGAUGAGGUUCCAACCAUAAACCUUCCAGAAGGUACCAUUGGUUCCUACAUUGACGUUUUAGAGAAUGGCGCUACGGAGAUCACCACUAAUGUCAUUCAAGGACGAGAUGAGGACACUGAUGACCUCAGACUGACCUUUAUAGUGGAGGAUCCCCCAGUGUUUGGUGAAAUACUAGUGAAUGGAGUGUCGUCCAACAGAUUUACGCAAGCAGACAUCAUCAGUGGCUUUGUAGUCUAUGCGCACACAAGUGGAGAAAUUGGCCUCACCACAAAAGAAGACUUCUUUAAUCUGACGCUUUCAGAUAUGUCUGAUGAGUGGACUGUUGGAGGCAAUAAAAUCAAGGGCGUUCGAGUGCAGGUAACUAUUCUGCCAAUAGACAGCCAAGCCCCUGAGGUGUUUGUAGGUCCCCAAUUCAGCGUUGUUGAAGGUGAGAAAAAUGCCAUUCAGAUAUUGCACAUAAGCGCUGAUGAUAUUGACACUCCCAAUGAUGACCUUUUGUGUACGAUCAUUGUUCAGCCUACAUCAGGAUACUUGGAGAACAUAUCGCCUGCUCCAGGGUCAGAGAAAUCCAGGUCAGGAAUCGCUAUUAGUGCGUUCACCAUCAAAGACAUCAAACAGAACCAUAUCUACUAUGUACAAAGCAUUCACAAAGGAGUGGAGCCAGUUGAGGACAGGUUCACUUUCAGAUGCUCUGAUGGCAUCAAUUUCUCAGAGAGGCACUUUUUCCCCAUUGUGAUAAUUCCAUCCAAUGAUGAAAAGCCAGAGAUCCACAUGAGAGAGUUUGUGGUAAUGGAAGGCAUGAACGUGGUGAUUGACACUCCUAUUUUGAAUGGUGUGGAUGCAGAUAUUCCUACAGAAGAAUUGACCUUUAUUAUCACUAAACCUCCUAAACAUGGCUUUAUUCUAAAUCAGUUAACAUCUGGCACUGUUCCUGUAACUAACUUCACUCUAGAUCAGAUAAGAGAGGCCUCUAGUAUUGUUUAUGAGCAUGAUGAUUCCGAAACCACAGAGGACAGCUUCACUGUUCUUCUCACUGAUGGCAAAUUCACGGUGGAAAAAACUGUCAUUAUCAUGGUCAUCCCAGUGGAUGAUGAAACUCCAAGGAUGGCAAUUAAUGACGGCCUUGAAAUAGAGAUAGGUGACAUCAAAGAAAUCAACAACAAAGUUCUAAAAGCCACAGACCUGGAUUCAGAGGAUAGUACGCUAACCUAUGUUAUCCGUUAUGGUCCCAAUCAGGGAAUUUUACAAAGGAGGACGCCAUUUGGAACACUGGAAAACAUAACUAUCGGAAUGAAUUUCACACAAAAUGAUGUUGACCAGGGUUUGAUUUUAUAUGUCCACAAUGGACAAGAAGGAAUACGUGACCUCAUCAAAUUUGAUGUCACCGAUGGCAUCAACCCACUGAUUGACAGGUACUUUUACGUAACAGUUGGUGGAAUAGACAUGGUGUUCCCUGACGUAGUUAGUAAAGGGGUUUCUCUGAAAGAAGGUGGAAGAGUGACUCUAACCACAGACCUGCUCAGCACCAGUGACCUCAACAGCCCAGACGAACAUCUGGUCUUCACUAUCACUCGAGCUCCUAUGAGAGGCCAUCUGGAGUGCACAGACACGCCUGGCAUGCCCAUCACCUCUUUCACUCAGCUCCAGCUAGCUGGCAACAAAGUCUACUACAUCCACACUGCAGAUGAUGAAGUUAAGAUGGACAGCUUUGAGUUUGAGGUGACGGAUGGUUACAACCCCGUGUUCCGGACCUUCCGCAUCUCUAUAACAGACGUGGACAACAAAAAGCCUGUGGUCACCAUUCACGGGCUGGUUGUUACAGAGGGUAAGACUAAGUUAAUAACCCCUUUUGAGUUGACCGUGGAGGACCGGGACACUGUUGACAGGUUCCUGAAGUUCACCAUCACCCAGGUGCCUGUUCAUGGGAAGCUUCUGUUCAACAACACCAGGCCUGUCACCACCUUCACCAAGCAGGAUCUCAAUGACAACAUGAUCAGCUAUAAGCACGAUGGAACAGAGUCUGCAUCCGACAGCUUCUCCUUCACGGUCACUGAUGGAACCCACACAGACUUUUACAUCUUCCCUGACACAGUUUUUGAAACACGCAAGCCACAAGUGAUGAAAAUCACAAUCCUUUCUGUGGACAAUGGCAUUCCACAGAUUGUGGUCAACAAGGGUGGUACGAUGCUGAGAACGCUGACUACCGGCCACCUGGGCUUCCUGAUCACCAGUAAAGCUCUGAAGGCUGAGGACAGAGACAGCCAUCAUGGAGCUGUGACUUUUAGAGUCACUGUGGGUGCAGAGCACGGCUACCUCAUCAAUCUGGGCAAAGGAAACGCCACCAUCACCACGUUCACACAAGCUGACAUUGAUGACAUGCACGUAUGCUACGUACUUCGAGAUGAAAACAAUGCCACCAGCGACACCUUCUAUUUCUCCAUUGAAGACAAUGGAGGAAACAAGCUGAAGAACCAGCAGUUCCGGCUGACCUGGGCCUGGAUCUCUCUGGAGAAAGAGUACUACCUAGUGGACGAGGAGUCCAAAGUGCUGGAGGUGGUGCUGAAACGCAGAGGUUAUCUCGGAGAAACGUCUUUCGUUAGUAUUGGUACCAAAGAUGGGACGGCAGAGAAGGACAAAGACUUUCGAGGCAAGGCCCAGAAACAAGUCCAGUUCAACCCUGGUCAGACCAGUGCCACCUGGAAGGUGCGGAUCCUCUCCGACAAUCUGUAUGAGCAGUCUGAAACCUUCCAGAUCGUUCUCUCUGAGCCCGUGAUGGGGGCUCUGGAGUUCCCUCAGGCAGCCACCGUGGAGAUAGUGGACCCUGGAGAUGAGUCCACAGUGUUCAUCCCUUCGGCUACAUACUCAAUCGAGGAGGACAUUGGAGAGCUUUUGAUUCCUGUCCGCAGGUCAGGGGACGUUAGUCAGGAGCUGAUGAUCAUCUGUUUCACACAGCAAGGCACAGCCACUGGCACUGUCCCCACCUCUGUGCUGUCUUACUCGGACUACAUCUCACGCCCUGAGGAGCACAACAGCGUCCUGCGCUUCGACAGGGAUGAGACGGAGAAAGCCUGCCGUGUGGUGGUGAUAGAUGAUUCUCUCUAUGAGCCGGAGGAAAGCUUUAACGUCACCCUCAGUAUGCCAAUGGGCGGCCGGCUGGGUCAGGAGUUCUACACCACCAGAGUCACCAUCCUGCCUGACGCAGAUGAUGCUCCAGUGUUCUAUUUUGGGGAGGUGCAGUACCAUGUGGAUGAGAGUGACGGCUAUGUGGAGGUUCGGGUUUGGAGGACAGGAUCUGACCUCUCUAAGACGGGCACGGUUACUGUGCGCUCCCGAAAAACUGACCCUGUUUCAGCUGAAGCUGGUGAAGACUACGUGGGGAUCAGUAAGAAUCUGGACUUUGCUCCAGGCGUCACCAUGCAGACGUUCCGGGUGACCAUCCUGGACGACCUGGGUCAGCCAGUGUUGGAGGGUCCUGAGAAGUUUGAGCUGGUCCUGCGUAUGCCUAUGAACGGCAUCCUGGGAGAGCCAGGAAAAGCCAUCAUCAUCAUCAACGACUCUGUUUCAGACUUGCCUAAAGUUCAGUUCCGGGAUGUGACAUACACAGGAAACGAGAACGAUGGGAAGAUUACGGCCAUCAUUUACCGCAGUGGCGACCUGAGCUACAGGUCCAGCGUACGCUGCUACAGUCGUCAGGGUUCAGCCCAGGUCAUGAUGGACUUCAACGAGAGGCCCAACACAGAAGCUUCCACUAUCACUUUCUUACCAGGAGAAGUGGAGAAGCCAUGUACUCUAAUUCUAGUUGAUGAUGCUGAGCAUGAGGAAGUCGAGGAGCUGAGGCUGGUGCUGGGGAGCCCCAAAAGCGAGUCUCCAUUUGGGGCGUCCAUCGGAGCUCAGAACGAGACACUCAUCAAGAUAAAGGAUGAUGCUGACAAGGCCAUCAUCAGGUUUGGGGCGACUAAGUUCAGCGUGAGUGAGCCCACUGAGUCUGGACAGGUCUCUGUGGUGAAGAUCCCUGUGCAGCGUGUAGGGGACACUUCCAAAGUGUCGGUGGUCCGCGUCCAUACCAAAGAUGGCUCUGCGUCAUCUGGAGAAGAUUACCACCCGGUAUCAGAAGACAUUGAAUUUAAGGAAGGGGAGACGGAGCACACGGUGGAGAUUGAGAUUCUGUAUGAUGGCGUGCGCGAGAUGAGAGAAGCAUUUACGGUCCACCUGAAGCCGGACGAGAACAUGGUGGCCGAGAUCCAGAUGACCAAAGCCAUCAUAUACAUUGAGGAAAUGAACAGCAUGGCUGAUGUGACCUUCCCCGCAGUGCCAGUGGUCAUAUCCCUCCUGCAGUACGAUGACACGAGCAGUGCCCGAGACAGCCAGCCAGCUGCCGGCUACCCUGUCGUCUGCGUCACAGCCUGCAACCCCAAGUACCCAGACUUUGACCGCACCGGCUCCAUUUGUGCAGGCGAACUUAUCAACAACACGCUGACACGAUACCGGUGGCUCGUCAGCGCUCCCACAGGGCUAGACGGGGUCACCAGCCCCAUGAGGGAAGUGGACUUCGACACUUUCUUCACCUCCUCCAAAACCAUCUCCCUGGACUCUGUAUACUUCCAGGCCGGCUCGCGGGUGCAGUGCGCAGCUAGAGCGGUCAACUCCAAUGGGGACGAGGGUCUGGAGCUCAGCAGCUCCAUUGUUUCCAUCAGCAUAGAGGAGGGUCUGUGCCAGCCUCGAGUGCUGGGCGCAGUGGGCGCUGAGCCUUUCUCUGCCAAACUCCGUUAUACUGGACCAGAAGACUUGGAUCAUCCAAACCUCAUCAAACUGACCAUCACCAUGCCGCACAUAGACGGGAUGCUCCCUGUGGUGUCCACACGUCCACUUUCCAACUUCGAGUUGACUCUGAGUCCGGAUGGGACACGAGUGGGUAACCAUCGCUGCUCCAACCUGCUGGACUACAAUGAGGUGCGCACACGCCAUGGGUUCAUCACUGAAUCCACCCGCAACCCAGAGGCCAUCGGGGGCACAGCGCCUUACCAGUACAGUGCCACCCUGAGGGGCCAGAGCACAUUGCGCUUCUACAGGAACCUCCACCUGGAGGCGUGCCUGUGGGAGUUUGUCAGCUAUUACGACAUGUCCGAACUGCUCAGCGACUGCGGGGGGACCAUCGGCACAGAUGGGCAGGUGCUGAAUCUGGUGCAGUCCUAUGUGACCCUGCGUGUGCCACUGCAUGUGUCCUAUGUGUUCCACUCCCCAGUGGGUGCGGGCGGGUGGCAGCACUUCGACCUACAGUCUGAGCUCAGGCUCACUUUUGUGUACGACACUGCCAUCUUGUGGAGGGAUGGCAUUGGCAGCCCCCCGGAGGCAGAGUUACAAGGAGCUCUGUAUCCAACAAGCAUGCGCAUUAAUGAACAUGGCCGUUUGGUGGUUAAUUUCCGCACAGAAGCCCGCUUCAGGGGACUGUUUGUGACUUCCCACCCCGCCUCGCCUUUGACCUCCAUGAUAAUGUGUGCGGACCACCCCGGGCUGACCUUUAACCUCAGCCUGGUGAGGAGUGAGCCCACCUACAACCAGCCCAUGCAGCAGUGGACCUUCGUCUCUGACUUCGCUGUGAGGGAUUAUUCAGGAACCUACACAGUGAAGCUUGUGCCCUGCACUGCACCUCCAAGUGUGGAGUACACUCUGCCCCCAGUGUGUAAUCCCAGAGAGCCUGUCACCUUUGACCUGGACAUACGCUUCCAACAGGUGAGUGACCCAGUAGCAGCAGAGUUCAGCCUGAACACACAGAUGCUGCUGUUAUCUAAGAGAACCCUGUGGCUGUCAGAUGGCUCCAUGGGCUUUGGACAAGAGAGUGACACUGCAUUCUCUGAGGGUGAUAUUAUCUAUGGCCGUGUCAUGGUGGAUCCUGUACAGAACCUUGGAGACUCAUUCAUCUGUAACAUUGAGAAGGUGUUCAUCUGUACGGGAACAGAUGGUUAUGUGCCAAAGUACAACCCUGAUGGCUUUGAAUACGGCUGCCUGGCAGAUGCUCCAUCACUGCUCUACAGAUUCAAGAUCAUUGACAAAGCUCAGCCAGAGACUCAGGCCAGGACGUUUGGUAGCAUUAGCUUCAAUGCUCUGCUAGCUGUUGACGACCCUCAGGCUUUGGCUUUAGUAAGGCAGCCAGGAUCAGAUGGUUUUAGCCUGGAUUCAACAGCCCUGUUUCAGGUAUCUGCAGGCAGGGAGUGGUACAUCCACACCAUCUACACCGUCCGCUCCAGAGACAACGCUAACCGAGGCAUCGGAAAGAGGAGCGUGGAAUAUCAUCAAGUAACUCAACAACACCGCCCACUUCAGACCAGCUCGACUCGAUCCAGAAGGUCCGCCAGUGCACCGGCGCUGGCUGAGGAGAUCGGUUUGGAGAACGAUCGGGGCACCAACAUCCUGCAUAUCGCUCUGGACCGCAGCAGCCAAGGGCAGCCUCGGCCCAACAUUAACGUCCAAAACGUGGUCCAUCCUACAGUGUCGACACCCAGAGAGACCGGCGAGGAUCACCUGUUAAUGAUCAUAGGAAUUGCGGUGGGUCUUCUCUUGACUGUCCUCCUGCUUGUGCUUGUGGUUCUCUUGGUACGGUCCAGACAGGAGAAGAAGGGCAGUGAGCCUCCAAAAGGCUCCAGCAGUACGGAGCCCAUGAUGACUCAUGUCCUGGAUAGUAAUGACAGCUCUGAGGUGUGACCAUUUCUUUGCCAAGAGUUUCACCAAGUGGACACUCAUUAGAAUCGCUUUUGUUUUGCAAGUGCCUCUUAUUUAUGUACUAAGACUUUGACGAGUAAAAGAUUUGAAGUGACUAAGAAGAGUUAAAACCAUGGAUCCAACAUUCUCUAACAAAGACCAACAAAUCUAAAUGGUGGGUUGGUUUGCGCAUACCUGAAUGGAAUGGUAGGGAACCACUAGAAUGUUCUCACUCAAUUCACACUGUUCUUGAAUGUUCUCCACCAUUCACAAUGUUCUAGAAUGUUCUCUGCAUUUUGACUGCUCUAGCAUGUUCUGUCUCUUUCACAUGGUUCUAAAAUGUUCUUGAUGUAUUCACAUCAUUUUAGAAUGUUCUCCACCCACUCAUGUCAUUUUAGAAUGUCAUUCACAACAUUCUUGAGUGUUCUCUCUGUUCACAAAGGUCUAGUGUGUCCUCCAUGCAUUUACAGUGUUCUUUAUUGGUUCUCAAGUUCUUCACUCAUUUACACUGUACUAGAAAUUUCUCUACCAAUUUACACUCCUCUAAAUGUUCUGCAGCCAUUUAAACUGUUCUAGAAUGUUCUUCUCUUUCACGUUGCUCUAAAAAUAUUUUCUCCAUACACACUGUUUUAAAAUGUUCUUCAGCAAUUCACACUGUUUUAGAACGGUAUCCCAGAUUCACACUGUUCUAGUAUAUUCUCCCCAUUUAGUCUGCUCCAGCAUGUUCUCCCUCAUUCACACAGUCCUAAAAUGUUCUUGCCCCGUUCACAACAUUUUAGAAUGUUCUCCACCCACUCAUGCAGUUUUAGAGUGCUGUCCCCAUUCACAGUGUUCUAUAGUGUUCUCUCUCUUCAUCCAGGUAUAGUAUGUUCUCCACCCAUUCACACUGCUCUUCAAGUUCUCCACUCAUUCAUACUGUACUAAAAAAUUAUCUACCCAUUUAUACUCCUCUAGAAUGUUCUCCCUCUUUCACAUGGUUCUAAAACGUUCUCAGCCUAUCCACACCAUAUUAUGAUGUUCUUCAUACAUUCAAGUAGUUUUAGAGUGUUGACCCCAUUCACAGUGUUCUAGAGUGUUCUCUCUGUUCUAGAAUGUUCUUGCCUUUAACACUACUCUAAAAUAUUCUCUUCAUUCGCACUAUUCUGGAAUGUUCUCCUAAAUUUACACUGUUCUGGAAUAUUCACCCAAAUUCACACUGUUCUGGAGUGUUUUCUUCAUUCACCACCCCUUCACACUAUUUUAGAAUGUUCUCUCUUCCACGUUUGGCUUGUUCAUUUGGUUUGUCCGCUCUUAUUCUUCAAUAGUGUAAAGCCAGCUGGUGCUUGUUGGUAAAUGUUGGGUCAGUAUGCCAUGUCCUUUAUUCAGAUUAAUUCCUGGUCUCUUAAAAGCUCUGCAGCCUCAUGCAUUAAUGGUUUUGUGUUAUGUAUGUUUGGAAGACCAGGCCUGAAUCUUUAAGGUAUUUGGCCAAAACACAGAACUCGCGAGCACUUCUGCUAUUUUAUGAUUUUGGGAAAGACUUGAAGUCAUUAGCCAGUUUUUAUCUAAAUGAGGCACUUAUUGUGUACUACUGCUUCAACCAUGGUGUAAGUCAUCAACAACACAGGAACUUUAUCUAAAUCCAAAGGUGCUAGAAGCUUCCUAUCCAGGUGGGUAGGCAUUUAACUGUUUAAAAUGUGUUUGUUUUUAUGAACAUGUUUAAAGACUAAGUUCAAGGAUAAGUUAGUGGUUUAACAUUGUUUACCAAUCACAUUUUGUGGGGUUCAAAUCAAAUCAGAGCAUGAAUGACCAUAUUAGUAACUUCAUCAUAGGGCUGGCACGAGUAAUUUAAAUAAUUAAGUACAUGUUUUUCGUUACGUUCGUGUUUGUUUCUCUUUUUAGUAGUAGCUUUUUAAGCCACAAAAAUGGUAGCCUAAAACUGCAAUAAUUUUAGCAGUAAAUGUCUUUAGAUAGAACAGUUAUUGUUAAUAAAUGGAAAGUGCUAUAUGUGUAAAUCCAAAUCACCUCGCCUCACACAACAAACUGGACUGCUUUCCAUGUUUUACUGAAGUUAGGAAUGGCGAGGAGCACAAAUUAUUGAAAGAAACAUUCUUAGUGCAGAAUCUGCAAUAAGACGCUGGAGUACCAUAGACAAAUAUGUAAGUAUUCAUUUCAAGAUUUCAAUUCAUUUGUGCUCAGGUGCUCACUAUGAAUGAGCAUUCUGACUGAUUUUGAUAUUUGUGCAUCUGUAAGAGUCAAUAUACCAUAGUAUUAUAAUAUAUAAUAUUAACCACUGAGGGGAAAAAACAACAAAGAGGAAAAAAUAUACAUCAGCCAAAUUAAGCGAGCAGUAGACUAGCAUACUGGUGUUAUUAGGCUUACAUUUUAGAUGGUAAGAGAAUAUUUUUUUUUUAUUGAAAAUAAACUAUGUGGCCAAAAGUAUGUGGACACCCGUCCUACUGAUGAUGUUCAGAUGUUUCAGCCAUACACAUUGCUCACAGGGGUCUCUGUAAACAAACAAUAGCAGUAGAAUGGGUUGUACUGAAGAGCUCAGUGACUUUAAACGGCUCUAUCAUAGUAUGCCACCUAUGCUACAAUUCAACUUGUGAAAUUUCUGACCUGCUAGAUCUGCCCCAGACAACUGUAAGUGCACACUGUGUGUAAUGGGGGAAUCUAGGAGCAACCACAGCUCAGCCAUUAAGAGGUAGACCACACAGACUCACCACGAAUGCUGUUUAAAACAUAAUUGCCAUUUCCCUGAAUAAUUAGCUUGUGUACUUCCCCGUCUUCCUGUUGUGAAACAUAAUGAAUACCUGAACAGUGAUUUCAGUAUUUGAAUACUGGCAACUUAAACAGUUAGCCCAAUACUUGAGUACUCAUGCAUUUCCCACUGUUCAUUUAGAAAUAGCAAUGAACAUUUACAGCCGGUACAAUGCUGUUUGGCCAGCCCUAAUUCGACAUUUUAUGGUCAUUAUUUUGUUUGUUUUGACAUUUUUUAUACAUUUUGACUUUUUCCACUAUUUUUGCAUGAUUAUGUUUUUGUGAUUUAGUGCUUUUUUAUUAAUCAGGCAUACAUUUGCUGUGUAAAAAAUGUAUUAUAAUGUAAAUUCAUAUCAAAAUUUGAAAGAAGUGUUCAAACGGAUUUUAACUAAUAGUGUCUUUUAUACAUGUACACACCAGUUUGACUGAUUAUUUCUUGACCCCCAAUUGACUACAGUGAUUGUCAUGGCCUAUUACUGAACAUGGAUGAUGUCACGUUGACAACUCAAAUUUUAUGAAAUUAUAGUGCGUUAAUGAUUAAGACAGCUGGACUGCCUUACAGAGUAGUCCUGUAUAAUCAAUGUGUUAAAUCUCAUGAUGUUUUCUGUAUAGUUUCUGCAUAUUGACUAACAGAACUGGUCAAAUGUUUGUUUCAGUAGUUAACGUGUGAACUUUAAAACGGUUCUCCAAAGCUUUGUGUUGCUGUUCUGUGCUAUAUUUAAUCAUAGGCUUGCUCGGAGUACACUGGUAUAAAUGUAGAAGCGAUUCUCAGAAAGGGACUGCCAAUGUAAGACACACUGAUGCCUUUUAUUGAACUUCAUUUAUGUUGAAUGAAUAAUUCACAGGCUUAUUAGAUGUUUAAGUGCACAUUUCUACAAAUGUUUAUUUAUUGUUUAUCAUCUAUAUAGUCACCACUGAGUACAGAUUGCUCUUACUCAGCCACAGUUAAUCACGCACAUACUGUAGAUUUAUGCAUUUGUAUUAUUCACUCCUUGCAUUAGUUAGGGCUUACUUACUCGGUUAGUACAUGACGCUCCUCAGAAUGACCUCAUCAUAAAUAGCUGAAAUUAAUGAUUACAUACAGAAAUGUCUCUAUACUUUGAAAAAAAAUUGCUAUGCAAUUCAUAGUCAAAUUCUGCCUAAUAGCAAUGCAGCUGAACUUUUUUUCAUGCUUCUUGUUUGUCACAGUUUCGUUUUCCUGUAGACUGUAAACUCCGUUUUUUCUGAUCAUCCUGAAUGCAUUUCACACCUACGCGAAGUGGUCGCUCCCGUCUGUGUACAUAUGUAUUUGCAUAGAAAUGUGGAUGUUUUUGGGGAAUGGUCAGUGUUAAUAAAUUACUAUGUAUGUAUUCGUAAUCUACACACUGUAAAUGUGUUCUUUAAAAAAAUAAAGUGUGUCUUUCAGUAACUUGGCAAUGGAAAUACAUCAACUAUGCA